GCAUCUUUUCCAACAUUUUGGCGGCAGCUUGGGAGCUUGAAUCCCGUUGGGUUUGUUGGUGGGGGUGUUUUUUUUAAAAGGAACCAAAAUCUGAAGUUUUUCCAGGUGGUGGCAGAGCACCCGCUUCAGGGUGUCUGCACUGGGCAGAGCAAUGGACACAUCCCAGUGACCCCGGGGAGGGCAGCCGCUGGCCAGAAAAUGGGACCCUCGGUGCAUGUCCCCCUCCAGAGCAUCCGGAGAGACCCCCUGCCUGGGGGGGCUGCACUGUGGGGACCUCAAUGAGUCCUGGGGGCUGGGGAGCACCAUCUCGUGCCGUGAUGAGCCCAGCAGCGCCCGGCUGCACCCCAACUCCUGUUUUCUCUCCCCAGAGCUCAGCCCUGCAGCUCCCCCAUGGCUGCAGCCAGCGGCGAGGGGCUGGCCCGGACCCCCCUCCUGCCGGCCGGCGCUGCCCUGGCCCUGCUGGGUGUCCUGGUCUACCUGGGUGCCCUGUGUGCUGCCUGCAGACGCAAGGGCAGGAAGAAGAAGGUCCCUCCAGAUGGGGUGAAGCUGGUGGACGAGUCCCUGCUCAGACAGACGCAGCUGCGGUCGCUCAGCAAGUCCGACACGAAGCUGCACGAGCUGUACCGGGUGAAGGCCAGGGAUGACACCCAGCGACCAGCCAGCCUGGAUUUCCCCCGCGCCGCGUCCCCCCCCAUCGCCACUGCCGACUCCCUGCACAGCUCUGGCAUCAGCGUCCUCCUGCACCGCCAGCUCCCCCAAAUCCCUGUCCCCGAGCCCCCGGCCGCCUCCUCGGCCCCCGACCAGACCUACUCCAACCUGCUCUUCAACCCUCUGCGGAAGCCGGUGCCGGACACCGUCUACGAGUGCCUGGCGGUGGGGGGGGAGGAUGCCCCGGUGCCCCCCGCACCCACCAGCACCCAGGUGUCCCCUCCACGGGCCGGGCACGGGGCGGCCGAUUACGCCUGUGUCCGAAAGGUGAAGAAGACGAUGCCCACGGAGGUGGAAGAUGGGGCCGUGGCGGGGCCUUCUGCAGCCCCACAGUGGUGGGACGGGGCGGGCAAUGCCCCCCGAGCGAAGCUGGAAGAGAUGUACUCGACAGUGUGCAAAGCCACCAAGAAGAAAACUCAGGUCCCCGCGUCAUCCCCAGGGGCUGCGAAGGAGGUGGGUGCUGGGUGGCCCCCCACCUGCCGGGGGGAGGGUGCCCAGGCUGGGUGCUGGCCCUCGGCAGCCCAAGCCCCCCCAGAUCCCUGCUACGAGUCCAUCAACGACAGAGCCUGGACUGCUCAGGGCCGUGGCCCCGACCCGGACUACGAGGCCGUGGACGUUAACUGGAAGAAGGGGGCAAAACGGGAGAAGUCGGGGAAGUCCUGUGUCCCCGAGAACCUGUACGAAAGCGUCAGUGACAUUUGGGCGGGGGAGUCCCGACGAGCCCCCGCCAGGACGGCGGCCAACGGGCUGGAGGUGUACAUCACCAACCUAUAGCACCCCCCCGGCAGAGGGGUCCUCGCUCGGCUUUCCAGGGGGUUGAGCCCCCCGGGGAUGGGCACACACCAGCCCGGUGCCCGCCGGGCGGCUGCAUCCCCUCAAGUGCUCUCUGUAUAUAUUUUAUAUUCAUUUUCUUUAAGCAUCCUUGUCCCAUCCCCACCCCGUGCCAGCAGGUUGGCAUCGGGAUGCCCUGAAGUGGGUGAUUUAUGGGUGCUGGGUUUACCAAGAUGGGAAUAGGUUUGGGACCAGCUUUGUUUUGGGGCGGGUGUGGGGAGGGGGGCUGCAGGAUCAGGCCCCUCAUCAGCCAUUAUGUCAUGGCUGAGGGUCUCCUUUCUCCUCCCUCUGCCCGGGGUGGGAGCAGGGCCCCGUCCAGCCCCUGGGAAGCCCCGAACAGCUUCGGUCCCAUCACUGAAUGACCCUGGUUAUGGGGACCAGGGGCCAGUCCUGUGCCUCUGUGCAAGGCAGCGUGGGCUGGGGGCUGUGAUCCGUCCCCAUCACCCACUCCCACCUUUCAGACACGUCCAGGGGUGCCUCCAGGAGCGGAUG
This is a messenger RNA of Calidris pugnax (ruff), 2031 nucleotides long. It is a transcript of the gene LIME1, whose product is annotated as Lck interacting transmembrane adaptor 1. NCBI's taxonomy places the organism in Eukaryota, Metazoa, Chordata, Aves, Charadriiformes, Scolopacidae. Bases 391 to 1482 code for a protein of 363 amino acids. The record is from RefSeq and is a predicted model, not a curated record. Gene Ontology annotation, biological process: B cell receptor signaling pathway; T cell receptor signaling pathway. The transcript has 5 exons.